CAUUUUCAUUUAACCUAUAAAAAGUUCUAAUUCUUGAAUGUUUAUUUAAAUAAAGCUAAUAUGGAAACAGAAUUAACGAAAUCAACUUUUUCAUGUAAAUUAGGAAUUUUAAGCCGUCCAGAUGGUUCCGCAAUUCUUAGUAAAGAUAACACGACUGUAAUAGCUGGUAUUUACGGCCCAAUUGAAGUCAAACUCCAAAAGCUUUUAAUUGAUAAAGCCUCCGUUGAAUGCCAUUAUCGUCCUAAAAGCGGUUUACCAGGUAUCGAAGAUAGAAUGCACGAGUCAAUAAUUCGAAACACAUGUGAAGCUUCCCUAGUGGCUUCGUUGCACCCCCGAACAGCCGUGUUGGUGGCGAUACAGGAACUUCAGAACAGCGGGCAAUUAAUAUCUUGCGCAGUCAACGCGGUUUGUUUGGCUUGUUUGCAUGCAGGAAUUGACAUGAAGUUUAUGUUUGGAGCCGUCACAUGCUUUUCGAACGGAGUUGAAAUGUCCCUAAAUCCUCCAGCACAAACCCAUAUUAAAGCAGUGUUUGUGUUCGUUUUCGAUUCAACAGAGAAAAGAGUGAUUGCUUCUCACACGAAAGGAAUUUUUACGAAAGAACAGUUUGAAGAAGCUGUGGAAUUAUGCAGAAGUGGUAGUGAUCAAGUGUUUGAUUAUUACAAGAAAGUUUUAACGAAUUAAACUCGUUUAAAUGGACUUAUUAUUUUAUAUUAAAUUUAAGUUGUUAGAUAAUUUGUGAUUUUUAUACCAUAUUAUAAAAAACAAUUCAAUAGGAUAUUAAAAUACAGAGG
Messenger RNA from Phyllotreta striolata, 791 nucleotides. NCBI's taxonomy places the organism in Eukaryota, Metazoa, Arthropoda, Insecta, Coleoptera, Chrysomelidae. The record is from the annotation of a GenBank genome assembly.